AUGAUGUCUGUAUGCAUCCCCUUGGUAUCCGUCGACAACACCGACAGGACCCAUUGGGACGCUAUCGAGACUCAUAUUGGUAGCCCUGGAGCAGCGGUCCAGUAUCAUGCGAAGACUCUGUACAACAUCUUCAGUCUUGACCUCGGGUUUGGAAACACAUUCCAGGACAACUGCCAGGCAUACCACAUCUUUGGUAUCUCGGCCACUGAUGUUGCGAACCAGAAGGUCCAACGUCUUCUCUACGGUAGUGAUCAGUCGAGAAGGAGACCAGAGCACAAGGUUCUCUGGGUUGUAGAUCGGAAAGUCGUCUGA
Molecule: messenger RNA, 312 nt
Organism: Fusarium graminearum PH-1
Lineage: Eukaryota; Fungi; Ascomycota; Sordariomycetes; Hypocreales; Nectriaceae
Exons: 1
Coding region: 1-312 (103 amino acids)
Source: RefSeq, a predicted model, not a curated record